AUGCCUCCAUCCCGCAACGCCAAAUCCCGAACGCGCUCUCCCUCCACAUCUACGGCUGGGGGACUCAAACGCCGCGCCCAUCUAUCCCCACAGACGCUCUCAGUCUCCUCAAAUCGUGUCCUCAAAACAUGGCGCCCUCUCCCAACCCCCACGCAAGACCGCAUCCGCACCCUCCUCCUGGCCAUCCAAUCGCAAACCCAAUCCGCUCGUCGCUCCUCCAAAGCCUCUGGCCGCAACGGCAAAGGCCCGAGCAACCCCAACAAACUCGACUUGACCGACGACGACUACGAUGAGAUGGUGCAAGCCCUAGUUUCCAAGCUAGUGGUCCGCCUACCCAAGAUGACCUUCCCAGCCGCAAGAAGCAAAGCCAACAGCGCGGCCGCAGCCGCAGCUCACGAUCUCGAUUUCGACUACGAGGCCACGCUGCACCGCACUGCCGUGCUGUCUGCGCAGCUGUCAGAAGCGACACAAUCAUCGAAACUGCUGCGGGCGAGCAUCCGCAAGGAAGAACAAAACCUCAGAGCGGAGAAGGCGGAACUGGACGCUCUGGCGGAGAAUCUGAAGAGGGGGACGCAGGCGCAGCGAACGCAGGAGAAGCGGCUGCAUCCAUUGGCGAGGCAGUUGGGUGGUGGGCGCAGUGCCAAGGUUGAGGAUGGGGAGGAAGGGGUCGCGGAUCAGAUGCUUGGGACUGCGAGGCGAAGACACGUGGUCGAAGCACCGCUGGGCAAGGCGGAGAUCGAAGGUGAUGCGGAUUUAGAAGAUCUGAUGAAGCAACUGGGUAGUCAUCUGGGGAGUAUGGCGACGAACACGGCGAGCUUGCAGGGAAUGCGCAGGGAAUUGGGUCGCGCCGAGGUAGCAAUACGCGCAUUCGCGUGGCAGCGGCUGGGGAGGGACAAAUACCUACGGGUAAUGGACGUACAAUGA
Cyphellophora europaea CBS 101466 is the source of this 924-nucleotide messenger RNA. RefSeq lists its product as uncharacterized. The record is from RefSeq and is a predicted model, not a curated record. The transcript has a single exon. The coding region runs from base 1 to 924 and encodes 307 amino acids. NCBI's taxonomy places the organism in Eukaryota, Fungi, Ascomycota, Eurotiomycetes, Chaetothyriales, Cyphellophoraceae.